UCGUUGACGCUUUUCAUGCUUUGCAAAUCACUCGGCGGCGUGUUUGACUUUCUACCAAUCGAUGGGAGCACUAUAUAUGCAUGCACGAUGACACGCUCCAAGAAUCCCGCGCCGAAGUCAACCACACUCUCUUCUCCUCUGCCUCGACCAAACUGAUCAUGGACUCCGCCGAUUGGGGCCUCGAGGCGGUCGUGAGGAGCUGCGGCGGCUCGACCGUACUUCCCGCCUCGGAAGCAGAACCAGAGCCUACAGCCGCGCGGGCUGGCCGGGGAGUCGUCGCCCGUGUGGCAUCCUCCGGGGAGUUCGUCGGGCAACGGAUGAAGGCGGCUUCCUCGUCCUCGUCGUCGUUGUACGACGUCAUGGAGCGGCCUCGGGCGCCAUUUUCCAUCACGCCGUCGUCGACGUCCCGCGAGCGCAACGUGCCCAUCUCCUUCUCGACGUCCGGGCAGACGCUGCCGGGAAGGAAGCAGACUGGCCGGAAACCGGGCGUUGGCACUCCCACCCACAGGCGGCGGAAAACAAGCAAGAAGAAGGUGGUGCGGUUGGUGCCGGUGGCCCACGGCGGCGUCGCCAACAGCACCGCCGACGACCUGUGGGCGUGGCGCAAGUACGGCCAGAAACCUAUCAAGGCCUCCCCGUUUCCUCGAGCCUACUACAAGUGCAGCAGCCUCAGGGCGUGCACGGCGCGGAAGCUGGUGGAUCGCAGCCCGGCCAAGCCCGAGGUGCUCAUCGUCACGUACAUCGACGACCAUUGCCACGCUGUGCCCGUGCCGAUCACCACGCUCGCGCACCACCCACCCAAGUCACCGCGGGGCACGACGACGGCAGGCGAGGCGGUCUCAGUAUCGUCUUGCAUCGCUGCGGAGUUGGCGGACGACAAGUCCAAGCUCCGGGCACCCGUGGGGCUGGACGAUUUCUUCGGCUCUUUCGACAACACCGUGUUCUCGAGGACGUGGGCGACGACGUUUGUGGACGACGGGUUUCUUCCCUCUAGUUUGUGAAGCUGAUUUGCACAGAAAAUAGGCAUUGUGUACCACUACGUCCCGUUGUAAAUACACAACUUCAGGUCCAGGUACAACCAAUUUUCAUUAACUUCUACUACUAGUACUACAUCAAAAAAAAGUUAGUUUUGCUUGUUUGACAAACGGCAGCGAGGAGCGUCGAUCCUGGCGAGGCUGAGCCAGGACCUUGCCCAAGACUUUCCAGGUAAAUGCGAGGAAGUAUGUUGACUAGUGCGGUUUUGGCAAAAGGGGUGCAUGCGUGGUCUUCGUCGAGAACAAGAGGUCGGGAAUGUUUAGCGCUCCGGCUGGUUGAAGAACAAUGACCGCGCAAUAUUAACCGUUGCUUCUAUGACCAACCACUGGUAAUAUAUUACAGUGGCGGGGGCGCCCGCCACUUGUAAGCUCGCCUAGGGAAAUUUGCCUUGACAUUGUUUUUGCUGCAGUGGCAGCAUUUU
Messenger RNA from Aegilops tauschii subsp. strangulata, 1456 nucleotides. RefSeq lists its product as uncharacterized. The record is from RefSeq and is a predicted model, not a curated record. NCBI's taxonomy places the organism in Eukaryota, Viridiplantae, Streptophyta, Magnoliopsida, Poales, Poaceae. Gene Ontology annotation, cellular component: nucleus. Gene Ontology annotation, molecular function: DNA-binding transcription factor activity; transcription cis-regulatory region binding. Gene Ontology annotation, biological process: regulation of DNA-templated transcription.